AUGUCAGGAUCAGGAGCUUCAGGAAACAAAUUCCGUAUGUCAUUGGCUUUGCCAGUUGGUGCCGUUAUGAACUGUGCCGAUAACUCUGGUGCUAGAAACCUUUACGUCUUGGCCGUUAAAGGUACUGGUGCCAGAUUGAACAGAUUGCCAGCUGCUUCAGCUGGUGAUAUGGUCAUGGCUACCGUUAAGAAGGGUAAACCAGAAUUGAGAAAGAAGGUUAUGCCAGCUAUCGUUGUCAGACAAGCUAAGCCAUGGAGAAGAAGAGAUGGUGUCUACUUGUACUUUGAAGAUAACGCUGGUGUUAUUGUCAACCCAAAGGGUGAAAUGAAAGGUUCUGCUAUCACUGGUCCAGUUGCUAAGGAAUGUGCUGAUUUGUGGCCACGUAUCGCAUCUAACUCAGGUGUUGUUGUUUAA
Lodderomyces theae is the source of this 414-nucleotide messenger RNA. It is a transcript of the gene RPL23A, whose product is annotated as 60S ribosomal protein uL14. NCBI's taxonomy places the organism in Eukaryota, Fungi, Ascomycota, Pichiomycetes, Serinales, Debaryomycetaceae. The coding region runs from base 1 to 414 and encodes 137 amino acids. Gene Ontology annotation, biological process: translation. Gene Ontology annotation, cellular component: cytosolic large ribosomal subunit; ribosome. Gene Ontology annotation, molecular function: large ribosomal subunit rRNA binding; structural constituent of ribosome. The record is from RefSeq and is a predicted model, not a curated record. The transcript has 2 exons.